Ceratitis capitata (Mediterranean fruit fly) is the source of this 1596-nucleotide messenger RNA. RefSeq lists its product as uncharacterized. The coding region runs from base 158 to 1489 and encodes 443 amino acids. NCBI's taxonomy places the organism in Eukaryota, Metazoa, Arthropoda, Insecta, Diptera, Tephritidae. The transcript has 5 exons. The record is from RefSeq and is a predicted model, not a curated record.
UGGCGAUUCAGUCGUUAGUGAGCUAUUACACUAAGUAAAAGCGAGCGCGUUCGAAGCGUUAGCGUUAGCGUUUGUAAAUAAAUCAAGAGAGAAUUUGUGAAAUUUAACAAUAACAAUAAUAACAAUAACAAUAAUUAUUUAAUUAACUAAAUAAAAAAUGACGACAUCCAAAGCUGAAGCUGAAAUUGAGUGGAUUCGGAGUUUCCUCUUUGCCGAAAUUGUAAAAAACCAACACUUUAGAGAAGACUUGGCUAUUGAGAGUGAUAAAAAUGAAAAUGUCAAAUUGCUAGAUGUACAGGUGAAAUUCAUUGGUGCCGAGGAGGCCUUCAUGCUGACCGUCUGUUAUCGUGCGAUUAUCACAUUGGCGCAAGGCGAUAGUGGUCCAAAGACUACUACAAUUAUCGUUAAGAAAACACCAAACCUACCGCAAGAAACAUUCGAUUCCAUACAAUUCGGUGCACUCUUCGGCAAUGAAAUUUUCACCUAUAACGAAAUUAUACCUUCGAUAGAGGCUUUUGCACAACAAACAUUCAACAUACCACGUUUCUAUUAUGGAGAUUUAAAAAAGAACUCGGCAAUAGUUGUGCUGCAGGACUUUGGAGAGAAGAACUGGCGUGUGGCCAAGCAGAAAGUGAACCUAUCAUUAGCGCAUGCGCUCGUGGCAAUGAAGGAGCUUGGCACUUUCCAUGGCAUCGGCUUUGCUUUGAAACACAAAAAACCCGCGGAAUUCGAACGUCUGACGAAACAUUUGAAAGAGCCUCGAUAUGAUGUCGUGGAAAUGCAUCCCGAAUGGCGUUUGAUAACCGAGUUUAGCGCAGAUCGUAUUGAGCUCGCUACGCAAAAGUAUCAACCAGCAGUUGACAAAGAGUUUCUGUCCAAGUUUCAGAAAAUGAUUCGAAACUAUAUAGAAUUUGGCAAGAGAAUGGUUGCGCCGGUGGAGCCGUUAUCAACCUUGUGUCAUGGCGAUUAUCUGCGUAAUAAUAUUGCAUUCAAAUAUGCCAAAGUGAAUGGCUCAGAAGAACCAAUUGAAGCGCUGAUGUUCGAUCUGCAAACCAUGCGUGUCUCUUCGCCUAUGAUAGAUUUCACCACCUACUUAUCCUUAUCCGCUUAUACGGAGGUACGCCACAAACACUUCGAUGAGAUCUUCGAACAAUAUUAUAAUCAAUUGGUGGGAUCAUUCAAAAGGAUUGCGCAAGAAACAGAGAUACCUGAUUAUUUGAGUCGUGACUCUCUGCUACGCGAAUAUGGACGCGUCAUGCCCUUAGGGGUUAGCAUUGCGUCACACUUUCUCAUGCAGCUCGUUGAGCCAAAUACUGAAGCGAUGGGGGAUAUGCUUAUACGGCAAUUCACUCCAGAAGAAGUUCGCGACGAUACUUUCAAGCGUGGCGGCGAGGAACUCGAUCGCGAAACAUCGCAUCAAGUGAAGGAACUCUAUGAUCGUGUGAAGAAAGAUAAUAUUGAUAUAUUUAAAGGUUUUGAUUAUAUAUAAAUCACGUUCGUAAACCAAAGUUUGUAAUAAACUGUGCUGUGAAAUGUGUUAUAUACAUAUAUAUAUGUAUAUAUAUAUUAAAUAUAGCAUGAAUAAUAUUCCCCAUU